Molecule: messenger RNA, 878 nt
Organism: Nicrophorus vespilloides
Lineage: Eukaryota; Metazoa; Arthropoda; Insecta; Coleoptera; Silphidae
Product: peroxiredoxin-2-like
Exons: 7
Coding region: 78-806 (242 amino acids)
Biological process (GO): response to oxidative stress; cell redox homeostasis; cellular response to stress
Cellular component (GO): mitochondrion; cytosol
Molecular function (GO): thioredoxin peroxidase activity
Source: RefSeq, a predicted model, not a curated record
UUUUUUAAAUUAAGUAAGUUGAAGUUAUUGCAGCUGUUAACUAACUUCACUAAUUAAGCAAACUCAUCAGCUCGAUCAUGGCAAGUCUGAUUGGAAACCUUUUAAGAAACACUCCUAAAGUGAUCAGAGCUACUUCAGCUUUGAAAAAUACCAAUGUUCUUCAAUCCUUUACCAAUGGAGUGCUCUUGAGGAACUUCCAGACUGGCUCUGUCUUGGGUGGUCCAAGGGUACAAUGCCCAGCUCCUGACUUCAAAGGUAUGGCUGUCAUCGGUGAUGAAUUCAAAGAGAUCAAGCUCUCCGAUUACAAAGGCAAAUAUCUUGUUUUGGUUUUCUAUCCAUUGGAUUUCACAUUUGUUUGUCCAACGGAAUUGAUCGCAUUUCACGAUAGGAUUGAAGAUUUUAAGAAAAUGAACGCCGAAGUAAUUGGAAUUUCCGUCGAUUCUCAUUACACCCAUUUGGGAUGGAAAAAUACCAAGAAAGAGGAUGGAGGUUUGGGUCCAAUCAGUUAUCCACUGCUUUCCGAUUUGAAGAAGAAUAUUGCCAGGGACUACGAGGUUCUGAUUGAAGAAGAAGGCAUAGCGCUGCGCGGUUUGUUCAUCAUCGAUGGUAAAGGUAUCUUGAGACAGAUGACUGUAAACGAUUUACCGGUUGGAAGGUCUGUGGAUGAGACCCUCAGGUUGAUCGAAGCGUUCCAAUUCGUGGAGAAACAUGGAGAAGUUUGCCCAGCUAAUUGGCAUAAGGGAAGCAAGACCAUCAAACCAGAUCCAAAGGGUUCCAAGGAAUACUUUUCCAGCCCGAAGAAUUGAAGUGAUACCGGUCGCAUGAAUGGGUGUAUUAUUAAUGGUGUAAUUUGUUCGAAUAAAGCAUAUUGAUGCAGU